GACUGCUUCUCGGCAACUAGUGAGCUUCGUGCCUCAGUUUCCCCGAUUGCCACGGGGCGUGGUGCCCUGAGGGAGGUUCCUCCAGCCCCCCGCCCCACCGUGGGCCGGACCGGGCCAGCACUGGGCGCUGGUUUGGACUGGGAGUCACGGCCCCAGGCAGCCCCAGCUGAAGCCACUCCAAGAGCUGCUGCCCUGCAACCGGGAGCUGCCCCGGAGCCCCCCGGCCAUGGAAGCCACCACCUCGCUGCUGGACGCCGCGGCCGUCGGGGACCUGGUGCUGUUGGACCCGCUCAACGAGGACUCCCUGCUCCGCACCCUCCAGGAGCGCUUCAAGCGCGGAGACAUCUACACCUACAUCGGGAGCGUGGUGAUCUCGGUGAACCCGUACCGCUCCCUGCCCAUCUACACCCCCGAGACAGUGCAGGAGUACCGCAACUGCAGCUUCUUCGCGGUGAAGCCCCACAUCUACGCCAUUGCCGAUGAUGCUUACCGCUCACUGCGGGACCAGGACCGGGACCAGUGCAUCCUCAUCACUGGCGAGAGCGGGGCUGGCAAGACAGAAGCCAGCAAGCUGGUGAUGUCUUAUGUGGCGGCUGUGUGCAGCGAGGGAGAGGAGGUGGACAAGGUGAAGGAGCAGCUUCUUCAGUCCAACCCUGUGCUGGAGGCCUUUGGAAACGCCAAGACCAUCCGCAAUGACAAUUCCUCCCGAUUUGGCAAAUACAUGGACCUGGAAUUUGACUUCAGGGGGCAGCCCCUGGGAGGAGUCAUCAGCAACUAUCUGCUGGAGAAAUCCCGGAUUGUCCGGCAUGUGAAGGGCGAGAGGAACUUCCACAUCUUCUACCAGCUCCUGGCAGGGGGCUCGCCGCAGCUUCUCCAGCAGCUGAAGCUCCACCAGGACUGCCGGCACUACAGCUACCUGAACCGGGAGAGCUCUGGCCUGCCCGGUGUGGACGACGCAGCCAACUUCCAUGCCAUGCAGGAUGCCAUGAGGAUCAUUGGCUUCUCGCCCGCCGAGGUGACAGCGCUGCUGCAGGUGACGGCCGUGGUGCUCAAGCUGGGCAACGUGAAGCUGAACGGCAGCUUCCAGGCCAGUGGGAUGGAAGCCUGCAGCAUUGCCGACCCACAGGAGCUGCAGGAGAUCUGUGAGUUGAUCGGGCUGGACCCCAGCGUGCUGGAGAAGGCUCUGUGCUCCCGCACUGUGAAGGCACGGAAUGAGAUGGUGCUCACCCCCCUCAGCGUCCCCCAGGGCUACCACAGUCGGGAUGCACUGGCCAAGAACAUCUACAGCCGCCUCUUUGACUGGCUGGUGGGACGGAUCAACACCAGCAUCCAGGUGAACCCAGGCAAGCAGAGGAAGGUGAUGGGUGUCCUGGACAUUUAUGGCUUUGAGAUCUUCCAGGACAACAGCUUUGAGCAGUUCAUCAUCAACUACUGCAAUGAGAAGCUGCAGCAGAUCUUCAUCCUGAUGACCCUGAAGGAGGAGCAGGAGGAAUAUGUUCGAGAGGGUAUCAAGUGGACCCCAGUGGAGUUUUUUGACAACAGCAUCAUCUGCAACUUAAUAGAGAACAGCAAGGGUGGGAUCCUGGCCAUGCUGGAUGAGGAGUGUCUGCGACCUGGCGUGGUCAAUGAGGACACGUUCCUCACCAAGCUCAACCAGCUCUUUGCCAACCACAAGCACUAUGAGAGCAGGGAGACCCAGAACACCCGGCACAUCAUGGAUGCCAGCCUGCCACCACAGUGCUUCCGCAUCCACCACUACGCUGGCAAGGUCACCUACAACGUGACAGGCUUCAUUGAGAAGAACAAUGACCUGCUCUUCCGAGACCUCUCCCAGGCCAUGUGGGCUGCCCAGCACACGCUGCUGCACUCCCUCUUCCCCGAGGGGGACCCCCAAAAGGUGUCCCUCAAGCUGCCCCCGACCGCCGGCUUCCAGUUCAAGACCUCGGUGGCAACGCUGAUGAAAAACCUCUACUCCAAGAACCCCAACUACAUCAGGUGCAUCAAGCCCAACGAGACCAAAUCAGCGAUGCUGUUCACGCCGGAGCUGGUGCUGGCACAGGUGCGGUACCUGGGGCUGAUGGAGAAUGUGCGGGUGCGGCGGGCGGGCUACGCCUUCCGCCAGCUCUACGGCUCCUUCCUGGAACGCUACAAGAUGCUGUGUCCCCGGACCUGGCCCCGCUGGGCUGGCAGUGAGAGGGAGGGGGCUGAGCUGCUGCUGGCUGAGCUGCCGUACCCCCCCGAGGAGCUGGCCUUUGGCCACACCAAGAUCUUCAUCCGCUCACCACACACCCUCUUCGACAUGGAGAAGCGGCGCCAGGACCGUGUGAACCAGCUCGUCACCCUCAUCCAGAAGAUGUUCCGGGGCUGGCGGUGCCGGACUCAGUACCAGCUGAUGCGCAAGAGCCAGAUCCUCAUCUCUGCCUGGUUCCGAGGCCAUUCUCAAAAGAACAAGUACAAGCAGAUGAAGCGGUCGGCUCUGCUCAUCCAGGCGUAUGCACGUGGCUGGAAGUCUCGCCGGCUCCUCCGGGAGCUGAAGUCCCAGCGCCAGCGCCACACGGCUGCCACCACCAUCACAGCUUACUGGAGAGGGUAUCAGGUCCGACGGGCGUACAGGAGAUAUUUCCGUUCUGGGGCCGGCACCCGCUUGGCCAACUUCAUCUACCGGCAGCUGGUGCAGAAGUUCCUGGUGGGACUGGAGAGGAACCUUCCAUCGCUGUCGGUGAUGGACAAGACCUGGCCCCCCCCACCCUACAAAUUCCUGACUAACGCCAACCAGGAGCUGAGGGACAUCUUCUACCGAUGGAAGUGCAAGAAGUACCGGGAGCAGCUGACACCUCAGCGCAGGGCCCUGCUGCAGACCAAGCUCUGUGCCAGCGAGCUCUUCAAGGACAAGAAGACACUCUACUCCAAAAGCCUGCAGCAGCCCUUCCAGGGUGAGUACCUGGGGCUGACGAAGAACCCCAAGUACCAGAAGCUCCACGCUGUGGCCAAGGACAAGCUGGUGAUGGCUGAAACCGUGAGGAAGGUGAACAGAGGCAAUGGCAAGACAGUCCCACGCCUGCUGCUGCUGACCACUGAGCACCUGAUCCUGGCAGACCCCAAGGCUGCUCAGCCCAAGACGGUGCUCAGCCUGAGCAACAUCCAGAGGGUCUCUGUCACACGCUUCUCUGAUGGCUUCCUGGCCCUGCACCUCAAGGAGACCUCCACAGGGGGGAACAAGGGCGACUUCUUGCUCAUCAGCGACCACCUCAUCGAGCUCCUCGCCCGCCUGCACCAGACCCUGAUGGACACCAUGGCCCAGGCGCUGCCCUUGAACAUCACAGACCGGUUCUCCACCCACUUCCAGAAGGGCGAUGUGGCUGUCACAGUGGUGGAGUCACCCCAGGCGGGUGGCACCAUCCCCAUCUGCAAGAAGCGGGGCAGCAACAAGAUGGAGGUCCUGGUGCACUGAAGGGACCCCCACAAGCCCCCAUUCUGCCCUUCCCCCCCAUGCCAGGUCCUUGCUCCACCCAGGAAUCGCUGCAAACCCAAUAAAGAGCUG
Molecule: messenger RNA, 3541 nt
Organism: Calypte anna (Anna's hummingbird)
Lineage: Eukaryota; Metazoa; Chordata; Aves; Apodiformes; Trochilidae
Gene: MYO1A
Product: myosin IA
Biological process (GO): vesicle transport along actin filament; sensory perception of sound; actin filament organization
Cellular component (GO): actin cytoskeleton; microvillus; plasma membrane
Molecular function (GO): actin filament binding; microfilament motor activity; ATP binding
Source: RefSeq, a predicted model, not a curated record